AUGGUAUUGAAUGAGGAAGAUUGCAGAUUUGCGAUCGUGGAUUCGAAACAAGUUAUUCAAGAGGUGAGCACCGAGCUCUCGGACGGAGACGUCUCAUCAAAUAGCACCGCUUCGAUACCUCCAUCAGACCCGAAAUCCUCAUCUGCGCUCGUUCUUCCAUCCAAAAAUUACUUCUCUGCCACGGGUAAAUUAAUUCAUUCAUCAAAAUUACAGUCGUUCACAGCUCCGACGUGGCACAGUCGACGUUCCACAACGAUGAUCACAACAUCGACAUGUCGUUCGACUUCAGAUGAACGUUAUCAGCUAGCACGUCAGGAUGCAUCCGUUAGUCAUGCGCGACGAAGUCCUCUUGGAAGUUAA
Messenger RNA from Anisakis simplex (herring worm), 360 nucleotides. NCBI's taxonomy places the organism in Eukaryota, Metazoa, Nematoda, Chromadorea, Rhabditida, Anisakidae. The record is from the annotation of a GenBank genome assembly.